AUGCAUUUCAUCAAGGCUGCCAUCUCCCUCUUUACUCUCGCCGGCUUCGCCAUGGCCCAGCAUGACCAGUCUGGUCUCGCUGCCCGUGAGGCCUACCAAGAGUACCUCGCAGAGCGCAACGAGUAUGAGUACCAUAUGGAGCGAGACCUCGCCACUCGUGGUCCAAGAUAUCAAUGUAUAUUUUCUCACAUUCAUGACGGAUAUCAGUGCGCUCUCUAUGGUGUUACCCCCAUGUGCCCUUGCUCGAAGAGCCAGAGGGGCCAAAAAUGCAAAUGUUAA
Clonostachys solani is the source of this 279-nucleotide messenger RNA. NCBI's taxonomy places the organism in Eukaryota, Fungi, Ascomycota, Sordariomycetes, Hypocreales, Bionectriaceae. The record is from the annotation of a GenBank genome assembly.